AUGGUCCAAUUAUUAGAUGCCCAUGAAAAAUAUGGCGAUGGAAACCAAAUGUUAGUAGCAGCGGAGCCAAUUGCUACCGGCGAAAAAAUAUGGUGGUGUACUUGUGGGGAUGAUGACUAUAUGAUGUCUAGAGAUGAAAUACUACAUUUAAUCGAAACGCAGCCUCAUUUAAAAAAUUUUCUUUGCUUUUAUUCGUAUAUGGCUGAAGAUGAUAUGUAUAUGAUUCCUCGUAGUUUUACUGCUCAACAAAACAAUGAUGAAUGUGUUUUGUUUAAUCAUUCGUGUGAACCUAAUUGUGGUUUCGAUUCUGGCGAUGGAAAUACAAUUGUUGCUUUACGACCAAUCGCUAUUGGUGAGGAAUUAGCAUACGAUUAUCAUUUUCUUGAAACUGAGGCAUCAUUAAUUCGUGGCUUGGAAUGUAAAUGUGAAACACCAUCGUGUGUUGGUCGAAUUAUGUUUGAUCGUUACCGUGAUGAAGAUUUUCAAAAGCAAUACUAUCAAUAUAUGUCACCAUAUUUACAGUCGCGUGUACGUGAAUUAAAAACAAAAUGGUAUUCAAGCAAAUGUUUCACGCGUUCGGCGACACCAAAUAAAACGAAAUCAUUACAUGCACUUGAAUGGAUUCGCACUGGUGAAGUUGUAGCACGUUUCUCAGGUUUAAUUAGUGCUGAAAAUCAUUUUAUUCGCGCAGCAGAGGAAGGUGAAGCGACAUGUGCAGUCAAUGAACAUAAACAAGUAAUUGCUUUAUGUGAUUUACCACCAGAAGCUGAAUUAACGUUGAAUUAUCAUGGAAAACUGUUGUAA
Rotaria socialis is the source of this 804-nucleotide messenger RNA. NCBI's taxonomy places the organism in Eukaryota, Metazoa, Rotifera, Eurotatoria, Philodinida, Philodinidae. The record is from the annotation of a GenBank genome assembly.